AUGGCGCGCGCGCGGGAUUCGGUGGGCGAGAACGCGCGCGUGGGAGUGCUCGCGGACGUCGCGGCGGCGACGGAACGGCGAGACGCGUGGACGGGGGGGCGGAAACGGACGCGGGACGACGGGCGGGCGGGCGACGGGCGCGGGAUGGGCGGCGUGGAUGAGAGGCCGGCGAUCGUGCGCGCGGACUCGGAGAACGGCAUGGGGCGUGCGUUGAUCGAUGCCUCGGUGGCGACGCACGGGUUCGGGGGGGGGGGGGAUACCUCGGAGUGGGACGUGAAAUUUCCGGGACAAAAGUUUGGCCCGUGGGCCGCGGAUGAGAUGGCGAAGAUGAAGGAAAUCGUCGGUCGAUGGGCGAACGAGCACGGCUUUGCGGAGGAAUUCAUCAACGAAAAGUAUGAUUUUUUGUUUCAUCGUCGACAGAAGCAGGGCGGACGCGGCGCCAACUUGCCUCUGAGCGAGCGGCACGCGUUCAUCGAGCUCGCCCGCGAGCUCCCGACGAGAAACGCAAAGCAGAUAUACGGCUGGAUCUUACGAAACAUGGAUAAGUCCACCGCCUCUGGGAAGUGGAGCAAAGAAGAGACCGAAUUGUUGCUGAAGAUGUACGACGAACUCGGACCGAAAUGGUCUAAGAUUUCCAAAGUUGUCGGUCGACCGGCGCCGGCGUGCCGCGACAAGUGGCGCCUCGCAAAGGGUGGACCAAAGAAGAAGAGCGGUCACUGGUCCCCUGAAGAGACUGAGAAACUGGUUAAACUCGUCGAAGCUCACUUUGAGAAGCGAGGGACGCGCCCUGGCGCUGGUCCAGGGCAAGGGUUCGAGCACCUCACGCUUCGAGACAACAUCAACUGGGUCAACAUCAGCGCCAAGCUGGGCACUCGCAACGAGCAAGCCUGCUUGCAGCGAUGGUAUCAGAUCGCUCCGGAGAUGACGAAGACUGGAGAAUGGGACAAUAAACAAGACAGCGAAAUGCUCGUCGGCCUCAUUGAAUCGAACACGCAGGCUGCGGAAACCAUCGAUUGGGAAAAUUUGGUACACGGACGCAAUCUGAGCCAGAUUCGCCGUCGAUGGAACUAUCUCUCAGCCAAAGUCACUGACCACAUCAACAUUCCAUUCCGCGAGCUCGUCCAUGAAGUUGCGAAGAUGACGAAGGACGAGACAGUCAUCGCCCUGGCGCAGCAAUACGCCGCUACCAACGCCGAGAACUAG
Ostreococcus tauri is the source of this 1203-nucleotide messenger RNA. Its product is annotated as SANT/Myb domain. The record is from RefSeq and is a predicted model, not a curated record. NCBI's taxonomy places the organism in Eukaryota, Viridiplantae, Chlorophyta, Mamiellophyceae, Mamiellales, Bathycoccaceae. The coding region runs from base 1 to 1203 and encodes 400 amino acids. The transcript has a single exon.